UUAACAGGCUGGGCUGCUGCUGUGUCGCAGCAGUGUGUUUGCAGGCUAUGUGUUUAGGAUUACGAUAUCGUACAGGCUAUUAUCACCAGCCCUAAUCGUGUGAGGAGCAUGGAAAUGAGGCGUAGCGUCGCGCUUUAACUGUGCCAGAGGAAAGAAAGACGAACAGGAUUCAAACAGGUGUCCUGCUGUCUCCCAUCAGCCCGAGUCCGGAUGAGGAAGAGACAGAAAAUCCGACAAAGAGCAAAGCAAGAACGGAAGGGGGAGAUGUGAAUAUGAAUGCGAAUAUCUCCCAAUAAUUAACCAAGCGCUGACAAUGGGCAGAUCAUUCCGCUAAUUUCAGGACGUGUCGUUUCUUUUUGUAAACCGUGCGCUCCUUCGGCUCAACAGUGAUGGAGACCCGGCAGCCAAACCAGGAGAAACCCGUCUUUUAAUAUCUUGGUUUAAGAAAAAUAAGAAAGAAAUAAAAUAAAUAAGGCUAAGAUAUAGAUAUCCGCAUCAGCUUUCGUGUUUCUCUCUCGGAGGAGGAAGAGGAGGUGAUAGAAGAGGGGAGGCGGUGACCGACAUCCCCCACGGGACAGGCCGACCGACCCACGCUUCUAACAGGUGUGUCUGAGGAGGGCAAAUCGCUCCAAAUUUGCACCGUCCGUCCCGCCCGUGUGCCUCACGGUCCCUUCUUCUGCGGCACUGUUCCUGGCGAAAUUACAUCCCAACGAGGGAGGGGGCCGGUGGUUUGGAGUUACAUUUGUUCGCUUCGGCAUCCCAAGUGAGCGCUGAUCCCCCCCCCCCCACACUCUUUCGGUCUCCUCGCAGCUAUCCAUUGGUGCGUAAUAGACGCGAGGAGGAAGGAGGUUGGACCCAAACGGCUAAUUUUGAGACGUUAAUUAAAAAAGAAACGAGGUUCGUGUUCUUUCUUUGGUGAGUGGAGACAUUUUAAAGGGUUGAACUGAUCGUUUCAGAGGUUAAGGGGAAAUUUGAAGAUUUUUUUUUUCUCCCCCAACACACACACACACCAGAUUUGUUGGUUUGAACGGAUUUCGCCCCCUUGUGAAAAAGGCAGAGAGCCGCCGUUGCUCCUGUGGUUUCGGCUACGGUUGCUAGUCCAACCGAACCCGAGCCUGACGAUUCUUAACGGACAACAAAGUGGGUCUUUUGAAGGGACUCUCUCUCUCUCUCUCUUCUUAAAACAAAGUGUACCUCAUUUUUCAUCAUGACAACGAGAAAAGUCAACACUGUGGAGGACACGGUGACAACCUCCACCACCACCACCACCAACCACCAGAACCAGCCGAGGAGCCGGAGUCCCAGCAGCGGGGCGGGCGGAGGGGCGGAGAUGUUCGGAGAAUUUCAGGACUGGUGUCUGCGGACGUACGGGGACUCCGGCAAGACCAAGACCGUGACCCGGCGUAAAUACAACAAAAUCCUCCAGACCCUGCUCCAGGGGGACGAGGAGAACAGCAACGGGGUGUUCCUGCAUGAGAAAGGCAACAACCACAUCAACGCCAAAUUUAAAUUCUGGGUCAAGUCCAAGGGCUUCCAGGUCGGGACGCUGCAGGACGCCAAGAACGGGUCAUCGGACAGACCAGUGCUGUAUGUCCCCAUCAAGUCGACGUGCGUGGACAGCAUGUCAGGGGUCGACUCGUCCCUGAAGCGCGUGGCGGUGGUGGAGGAUUUCUUCGACAUCAUCUAUGCCAUGCACGUGGAGAUCAGCGCCGAUCCCGGCAAAGCCCCGAAACACGCCGGCCAGAAGAAGACCUACAAAGCUAUAGCGGAGACGUACGCCUUCCUGCCCAGAGAGGCGGUGACUCGUUUCCUGAUGAGCUGUGGAGAGUGUCAGAAGAGGAUGCACAUCAGCACCACAGGACAGGACUGCAAAGAGAACGACAGAUUGAGCUCCCUGGUGUUGGAAGUGAUAGACUACAACAUGCCUCUCACCACCACCUACAUGAAACAGAUGAAGCUGCAGUGCAUGAGCAACAACAAGGAUGACAGUUCACUGAGCAGCGAGGAGGAGGCAGAGAUGAGCGAGCCCACGUGGCUAGCAGCUGAUCUGGGAGCAGCGUCUGACCUGAGCCCGCCGAGCCGAGGAGAGAGGAUGCGACACAGUCCCCAGAACACACACAGAAAGGAGGACGACGAGGAUUCGUCGUCAGAGAGUGGCAGUGGAAAUGGCCUUCCUGCUUUGACCCCUCCUUCCUCCGCUGUAACGGAUGGCGCUAUAGUCAGGGAAACCGAUGUCAUCAAUGGCAACGGUGGCCCCGCCCCACUGGAUUUCAGCACGCCUACUUCCUCCUCCUCAUCGUCCGAGGACCAGCAGCCGAUGAACCUGAGUGACCCGCCUCCUCAGCGCCUGCCCCUGUCCACCUCACACCUGCCUGUCACUGUGUCGGCAGCGGCGGCUGCGCUGCUCGGCGCUCUGCAUCCCAACGCGCCCGAAGAGCUCCGCAGGAAGUACCCGCUGGCUGCCAAACCUUCCCUGGCCCCGCACCCAGCCCUGCCUCUGCCGCACGCACACACCCUUCACGCACAUAAUGCACACACUCCCAACACACACUCCCAGUCCCACAUACACACCGCAGAGCUGAGACUGGACAGAGAUGGCAGAGACUACGGGGGCAAGUCCCCUCAGUACAGUUCGGGUGGCAGCUACGACAGCGUGAAGAUGGACUUGAGUGCAGAGGACCUGACCAUGGGGCGUCAUGGCAGCCAGGUCGCGCCAGACGAUGACGAUGAUGACCAUGACGACCACGACGACAACGACAAGAUCAACGACACGGAGGGAGUCGAUCCCGAGAGACUAAAGGCCUUCAAUAUGUUUGUGCGUCUGUUUGUGGAUGAGAACUUGGAUCGGAUGGUGCCUAUCUCCAAACAGCCCAAGGAGAAGAUCCAGGCCAUCAUCGAGUCCUGCAGCAGACAGUUCCCAGAAUUCCAGGAACGCGCCCGCAAGCGCAUCCGCACCUACCUCAAAUCCUGCCGACGCAUGAAGAAGAACGGCAUGGAGACCCGUCCUACUCCACCUCACCUCACUUCAGCUAUGGCUGAGAACAUCCUGGCGGCCGCCUGCGAGAGCGAAUCACGCAACGCCGCUAAGAGGAUGCGCCUUGAAACCUAUCACGAUGAGCAGAUCUCUGUGGACAAGCCGUCCGGCGGUGGAGGGGGCCUGAGGGAGCCGGCGUCCCUCGCUCACUCCGCCUACUCCCUGGCCGCAUCAGCCUUCUCUUCGCAGGACACCCAGCUCUACAUCAACGGAGCCGGCCUCAGCUACGGUUAUCGUGGAUAUCCGGGCCUGGGCGCUGCCAUGCAACACCCUGUUUCGCUGACAACCGGCGCUGCUGCUCAGAGCAACGGCCCCACAGACCUCAGCAUGAAAUCUCUCUCCUCUGCCAACAUCAGUAACUCCUCCUCUUCUGCCUCCACCAACAACAGCCUGGGUGGGCGGGGCAGCGGGGGUGCAGGAGGGGGCGGGGCUUCGACCCAGCUCAGCCAACCGGAGAUCACGGCCGUGCGUCAGCUGAUAGCCGGCUACCGGGAGUCGGCCGCCUUCCUGCUUCGCUCGGCAGACGAGUUGGAGAACCUCAUCCUGCAGCAGAACUGAUUUUGGGGAAGAACACGCGCACACACAUUUCCCAUUAUGUUUGUUUUUGUUUGUCCGUCUGCGUCACCUGUUUCUCCUUAUCGAUCGUUAAACACCAGACCUUUUGUUUUUGGUCUUCCCUCCUUAAAUCGGGGGUUUGUUGGUUUCUCCUCAUCUGCCUUCUCUUCGGAAACUUUGGCCACUUUUUGUUUUUGGAGAAAAAGUGGGAAACUAGGACAGCAGGCGAGGGAUACUAAUCCCACCCCACCAUCCCCCCAAAACGACCCCCCACAACCUCAAUCCAUCGAUUCUGCCUAAGGAGGGGAAAAAAGUGGCAAAAAGGAGCUAAUUAUUUGGACUCUGGAGGAAUCUCUUCCUCUCCUCUCUGGAAGCACUUCACAAUCAGCACUGCACUCUGAGCGAAGGAGUGUGGAGGACAGGAAGAGAGGAGAGGGAGAAAAGGGGAGCAGAGUAGCCUGUAAGAAGAGUGAAGAAGACUGCAAGAGUUGUUGAUUCUGCUGCUGUGGUUUCAGAAAAAAAAGACUUGUGAAGGUGAAGUUUAUGAACAUGGGGAGUUUGGAUUGGCCAACGCCGUGUUAUGAUCAUAACAGUUUAAAAAAAUAAAUAAAUGAUGACUCCCUGAAUAAGUACUACUGAAACUGUUAAAUGACAAGUGCUUUUGAUUUGAUUUAAGAUUUAAUUAGCUCCUUUUUUGGGAGUCCAGUGCGUAUUUUUUUGUCUUUUUUUUUUUUUAUUAUUUUCUUUUAAAAUUCCUCCCAAGUGACUGAUAAAGCGGUUUGAAUUAUCUUAAAAGAUAGCACUAAAUACGGGAAAGACUUUGAGUCCGGAGGGGCUAAAGGCUGGAAACUGGAAAAGAAAAAGAGAAAACUUUGGUUUAAAAAAAAAAAGAGAAACUUUUUUUGUGCUCGCUUGUAUAUAAGCUCUCUGUGUCCUAUAGCACUUUUCCCUAACCUGAAACCUCACCCUGACACCCCCCACCCCCCAUCCUCCUCACCCCUUUUACCCAGGGAGCAACUUGCUACUUAUGCAUCCAAGACGCCAUGUUGACCACCAGGAAAUACCUCAGAUCAGACCUGCCAAUUCUAUUUUCAGUUCACAGACACACACAUAUACAAACACACACUCUGCAAGUGAAUGGUAUCAUUCCAACCAGAAGCCAGUUUACUUCUGUUUUACCACCUGAUGUCUUCAAAGGUUUAUUUUGGAGAGAGGAAAAUCAAAACUAAAUUGCGCAAAAGACCUGUAAUGUCGAAACGAUGAAGCAUUUCAAGAACUGAUGAUGUAAACUUUUCUUUCAUGUGUGCAGGUUCAUGUGUGUGCUGCUGUAUAUAAUCAGUUCAUCUUGAAAACUUGAAAAGAAUCAGUUUUGAAGUUUGAAGUUGACCUGAGUGUCGGACUUUCUCCUGAAAGGGGAGGGAGGGUGAGUGUCUGUGUGUGUGUGUGUGUGUGUGUGUGUGUGUGUGUGUGUGUGUGCGCGGAGGGGAGUGGUUUUCUUAAAAGGAAAACGGGGUUAAAUAUUGAUCACUGGUGGAAUUUUACCUCCCGCUUCGACUUUUUACAAACGCCAACGAAACCUCAACAUCGUUUUGUUUAACAACCCUCCCCUCCUUCCCUCCCUCCGUCCCUCUCUUCUUCUUCUACUUCUUCGUCUCCCCAUUGGACCUACUCUCCACCUCUUCUUCGUGGACCUAAAUAUCCUCCUCUUCCUCCUUCCCUCCCUGGUCCGGUCCAGGUUUCAGAGGAAGAGGAGGACUGCUCUGUCUUACUGUGUUUGUCUGUUAAACUCUGAUAUGGCCAUUAUUAUUGUUGUUAUUAUUAUUACUAUGAUUAUAAUGAUGAACAUUCAUGUUGCUGCUGCUAUAUAAAAACCGGACCUUCUGCCAUAGACCUGAAACCUCAACAAAGCCGGGGCGUUCGCUAGCCGCUGUGCCCCGUGAAAACCUGACCGACCAACCAACCUCCGGCAACCUCGACUGCAACUCGACCACAACAAAGCAAAAACAAUCCAGAGACCCACAGGAGAACUUAGUGCAAACCCUCCUACCUUCAUCCACUCAUGUGUCUCUUCUCUCUCUGUCUGGUUGGUUGGUGUCUUUGUUUUUUGCUUGAUAGGGCUUGAUUCAUGUUGUGUUUUGUGACUUUCUAACUGUGAAUGCUUUUAAUCUCGUUUCUUUUCAUUUCUUCCCAUUUUUUCAUCCUCUGGAGGGCGCAGGGAGGGACGUGUUAGUUAAGUCUUGCAGCUUCACCACAGUAAGUCUAUAUCAGGCCAAGAAGUACACACCUUAGAGAAUAGAGAGGAUGGAAAGAAAAGAGAUGGCUCUAAAGGAAAACCUAUUUUAAAAAAAAAGUAUAUCCUUCAUCUUAUAUUCUUAUAUUAUACCAUAUGACGGUAGUUUUUGUUCUCAUGCACAGCAAAUAUAUACUUUACUGGAUACCUCUGGUGUACCUGUUGUCUUAUCCAGAGCCAAGCCACAGCCUCUUUGUUAAAGACAUUUUGGGAAAUACACUUACUGGCUUUCUGUACGUUCCAUAUAAAGCUAGAAGCUGGUUAGACUAGCUUAGCAUUAAGACUGGAAACAGAAGGAAAGCCUGGCCCUCCCCCCCAAAAAUUUUAAAUCUGUUUAUCACUGAAGACUCCAGGAAGUUACGGCUCCCUGUCAAGAAAUAGUCACACAUAGCACAUAACCCCGGUAAAACCAUGACUUGAUUUUUUUUUUCUACCUGUGGACAGAGCUAGGCUAGCUGUUUCCCUCUAGUUCCAGACUUUAUGCUAAGAUAAGUUACCUGGCUCCAGCAUUAUCUUUACUGUACAGACAUGAAAGUGAGAUUCCUUCUCAACAAACUCUGUGCAAGAAAACAAAGAAGUGUAUUUCUCAAAGUGUCGAACUAUUUCUUUAUGUUGUUGCGACACUGGUACUUUUUUUUUUAUCACCACUACUUAGUUUUGUCUCAUUGUACAGUUGCUUAAAAAAGUCUUGGAGUUGUUUAUUGCUGGGAUUAGUUUGUUAAAUCAGCAUUUUUUGAAGCACAUUAUUCCUGGAUUAUUUCACUGUAGUACAGAAGAGGUUAGAAAAUGAACAAAAAGACAAACGUGACUUAUUAUCUCCUCUCAAGGCAUUGCUCUGUGUACUGUGCUUCUACUGUCGUUUCUGUUCAGUUCAACUGUUUUGGCACCGUGAUUUGCUCCCUUUUUGCACACUGAGCGAAGCAACAGUCAUCUGUGAUUUGGAGGCUCUCUAUGUGUGUGCAUGUUUCCCAUGAGAGGACCCCCCCCCCCCUUCCCCCAACUUGCACUGCUGAAGUUACACGAGAGCGGAGGAAGCGAUGUGGUGGGGUGUUUUUUGCAAUGCAGUUGAUAAUCAUGGCAUCCACUGGUCUUUAGACGGUCUAUGUUGGUGACUGGCUGCAAACAUGACGGCCAGAUGGUGAAAUUUGUAUCAUACUCACUGGAUGACAAGUGCUAUCGGGCUAAAAAGCAGAGGGACACGUGAAAGCCAUUCCUUCAAGAGGUGUGGACGCCAUUCCCACCUCGUAUCUAUUAAUACAAAAAACUCCAUCCAAACUUUCACCGAUUUACAUUUGUGUGCAAUGUCAGAACCACCGCUCAUUCAUGUUCCAAUUAGUUUGAAAUGUUGAAAAUGUAAAUUAUUUAAUUUAUGGUAGAUUAGAUGUAGAAUAGUAAACUUUUUUGUUGUUGUUGUUUUUGUUCUUUUUCACGAAACGGGAAGCUCUGUUUAAUGUGUGCUGAUCGCUGAAUGACACGAGAGAAUUAUGCAAAAAAAGUUACCCAAGUAGAAGAAAAGGAGGAGAGAAGGAAGGGAGGAUGACAUUAUAAGAGUGAGACAUGUUGGGGGACAACCCUGUGUGCUCGUGGUGUUUUCACUACGAUUAAAUUUAGUACAAUCAAUUUUUCCUCAAAUUUCUCUCUAUUUUAGUGUCUUUAUUAAUAUUUCUAUUAAAUACUGGAGGGCAGAUUAAACUUCACUUUCUUAGAGUGUAUUAAUUGCCUUUAUACCAACAUGAGACUCUGUUGAUGACACCAGCAUCCCGUCCUUCUGCCCUCCUGUUUGAUCCUCACUGUGCUCUCAGAUGCUGCCAGUGUUUUGGUUGAGUCCGCCUGGUUUUGAUUGUCGGGGACAUUCGGCACCUUUCUUGCCCCAGACUUACUCGAUCCAAGAAAGAACUAUUUAAGUUGUUUUUUUAAUUUUGCUGAUCCACACUCUGCCCUGUCUGAGAGACCUGAGUCACACCCAGCGAAACACCCAGUUAAUGCAGAUUUUUGAGAUUUUUGAGAUUGAGAUUUUUGAGAUGGAGGUUUCCUGCUGAACACAGCUGCACAAAAAUGCAUAAUUUCCUCCUCAUUUUGAAACAGUAAUGUAUCCCAGAGUGAGCCUCUGAAAACUCUGCCAGCAGUGCGGGUGCUGUGUCUGUUAGAGCAGGUGAUGAUGUGAUCCUGGUUCCUCAGAUUGAAGCAGGACAGAGUGGAUUCCAGUUUCAAUCCCAAGAUCCUGACUCAGACGGAUUCAUUCUCAACUAAGCAGACAGGGUGGACGUUUAUUUCACCUCUGACUGUCAAACCUUGCCGCCGCCGCUGCUGCCAUUCUGAAAACCUUGACCCUCCAAAACAACCAUACAGUUUAUAAUAAGUUACAGUAUAUAAUGAGUUCCUGCCUUCAGGAAGGAAUCAAAAUGAAGGAUCACAACAAAAAGAAAAGAUUAGUGCCACAGCUAGAGAUUUAUAAUAAUGCAACAGCAACAUUUAACACAGCUUAGCCCUUGAAGUCGAGAGACUUUAUUGUGGACUGUGUUUCUUGGAGCCUAAAAUUAGACUAAAAGCUGGGGAAUUUCCUCAGACUUGCUCCACUAAUGAGAUCUGAUCAGUGGAAAAGAGUAGUUUUAUUCACUUGCUUCCCCUGGCUUGAAUAUUAGGAACAGUGAAGAGGCCUCUUACUGCAGUCCAUCCCCCUCUUCCUCCUCCUCCUCAUGAGUUUUCUGUCAGCUAAAAACUCCUCCAAGACAAACUGCUUCUUUGAAACAACAUCUGGGAUUUCUUUCUUGGAAUAAGUCAUCUUACCAAACACGACCACUGAGAUCGUCCCAAAACUACGGAAAUAAUUCUUAGUCAGGCUGUAGCAAACUCCGCUUCUCUGACUUUAAAAUAUUUGAAGUGAUAAUCAAGUAGUCUUCUCAGAAGAGCCAGGUGGCUGGCAUUUAGGACUUUUAUCUCAUUGGUUCCUAAGUGUUAAAGUUCUCUGUCAACCUCAGAAUAGACAGUCUCAAGGUUUUCUGCAAGUGUUUCCGAGCCCAGGUGAGUUUACAUCGAAGUCAGACAGCUGCAGAACAGCACCACAAAAAAAAAAAAAACACCAACAGCUGUAUAAAAAAGGCAAAUGACAAUCUUUAGAAAGGUGUAAUUUGCUCACUGUUUGAUUUCCAUUCCUUCUGUCUGUUGUAUACAGUGGGACCGACUGGGAGAGUGUAAUCAGAGCGCUCAUACUCCAAAACUCCUCCUGUUGUUAACGUCUCCACUGGCUGAGCAAGCGGCCGACACGUUUGUCUCAUUUCUAUUUUUUAGUAUUACAUUAUUAUUAUUGUUAUUAUUAUCAAUGUUCUGAUUCUUUCUUAAUAUUAUUUUAUAGAUAUAUUUUGUAGUGCAAGUAAAGUGGGUCUUUUUGGGGAAAAGAUAUUUUGUACAAUAUUCCAACAGCUUCACUCUGAAACCUAUACUGUACAUUCCAAACAUACCUAUAUAGGGAUCCUGACCGGCGUCACCAGAAUCUUUUAGCAUUUCAUUAACAGCUUCAAAAUCAAACAGGCUUGUGAUAAGAUAAGAGGAAUUCAAGCUACGUGUUGACCUUUACAGUCCAGUAACUGCACGCCUCUGUGAGUGUAAUCCCUUAUGGUUUAUACACGAGACGUGUGUCCUCUUCUCUUUUUAAAGGUUAUGUUUACACACCAUAGACACAGACAUGGUGGCAACAUUAUCGUCCAGCUUUUAUCUAAUGUAAAAAAAAAAAUAAAUAGAAAAAGGAUUCAGUCUUUUGAGGCUUGAGGAAGAGCUCUGAGAAAAGAUCACAGCAUCUUGCUGACCUCUCAGACUUUACAGAGGAACAGACACGGUUGCUAGACCAGAGCAAAUAAAACAUUUCUUAUUAUAAUUUAGUGCUAUAAGUAAAAAGAAAAAAAAAGGUCUGACUACCUUGAAAUCAAGUUGUUUUUACUCAAAAUUACCUCCAAAGUCAAACACUUUCUGUGGAUCUUUGACCACAAAGACGUCAAGUUUGUUGAAAGAGAAUAUUUUCUGUCACAAACUACUAUGUGGAGGGCAGUGACUGCAACCCCCAAGAAAUGUUGACCUCACUGUAAAAAAAAAUAUAUAAUUUAUCCCCUUUAUCUUUAUUUAUUUAAAGCUUAGUUUUAUUUUCUUAAAUUGAUUUGCCCUACAUGAUGCCGUUAUUUACAUUUCCUAUAAUAUACUUCUGGUGAAACCCUAACCCUUGAUUGAUUUAAAUUUAAUUAAACUUGCAAAUGUAAAGAUGUUGACUGUGAUUAAAAUCAGACCUUGACAAAAAAAAACAACGUAUAAUUUGAAUAAGAGAAAUACUCUUAUUCGUUUUCUUGCAGUGAGUUAUAUCAGAACAUUGAACCCACUCUCAUGUCUCUUAGCUUAGCAUAAAGACUGGAAACAGAGGAAAAGCUUGCCUGGCUCUGUCCAAAGGUAACAAAAUCUGCCUACCAGCACCUCUAAAGCUCUUACAUUAACACAUUUCUGUGAGCUUUAGAUGUACUAGCAGAUUUUGUUAUUAUUGGCUGUUUCCCUAUUUCCAGUCUUUAUGCUAAGCUAAGAUAAGCUGCUGGCUGUAAUUACAUACAAAAAUACCUAAACGCAAGAAAGCAAAUAAGCAUAUUAAAACCCCUUAAAUUUCCACAAAUAGAGGAUAGGUGUGCGUUAGCUGCAGCGCUGACUGAGAGUACAGGAAUUAGUCAUCUUGACUCUUUAAAACCAUUAGAGGCAUCAGAAACUGCCUCAGUGAAGCUUUUAGAUUCAAACCUGAAACCACCAGAUGAGCUGUGAUGCCGGUCGGGUCCCUGCGAUUGAUCACACACUUCUUGAACCAGUCUGGUCAGAUGUAUAGCUCAACACACACAUAUUUAAAAAAUAAUUAAAUGAGAAAAAGUACUGGACCUUUUUUAUUUUUCUAUCAGUGUACAGCUACUGACAGAGUGAAUAAAUGGCUUCCUGAGCUGUGUUGUCUUACUGUUUUUUUUUUUUAAUUUCUGUUCCUUUUCGGUGGUGCUUUAGAUUUUUCUCCUCUCUUUCUGUCUUCACCUGACUUUGUACCGGGCCCUUUGAUUGUCUUGAUUUCCUCCGCCGGGGCUUUGUACCUACAGUAAUACCAAUGUGAAACCUGUAUUCUCCUCAUGAUUUGACUCAGUGGAAGUGUGAUGUUUACAUGUACAGAUUUUUUGCGAUUCUUUCUGGUUUUGUUUUUAUUGUUUUGUUUUCUGUUUCCUCUCAUCUCUCUAUCCUUCUCCCUCCCCCGACUCUCUUUUUCUCCAUCUCAUCCCUGUUGUGAGUUAAUCUGACUCCUUCCUUACACACUGAAGGGAAAUGGGACUGCAUCUAAAUACAAUUAUCACCAUUUUCACACACAAGCCUAUCACAUGAGGGGGCGUGCUGACAAUUUCAGUUUGUCACUUUUCUUCACCACACACCUGCUUAGAUUUAUUUUAUUUUUUUUAGCACUGCAUCCCUUUUAAAAAUGCCUUGUUAGCAUUCAGUUAGCAUUCGCCUUUGAUGUGCAAAGGUGCACGUACGUUGCAUUGAGGAAUGCUAACAGCUAGUUUGUGAUUAUCGGUUCACUGUGGAGAAAACAUUUAUUUUGUGCAUGGUGAAGAAAUGUCACGUGGCUGAAAUUGAAAAGUGAGGCGUCCCCGGACGAAACCGAUUGUUUUGGGGGUGGGUGGGGGGAGGGGUCGAGCUGUGUGUUUGUUUGCCUGUAGUGGGGGCUGACCUUUGACCUCUCGGCUAACUCCACAGCACACAGAAUCACAGUGGGGCCACAAUGACCCCUCCACUGGGGUGACCAGAAUCCGGUGGAGAUGAUUCCUCAGUGAAUGAAAAGCCAUUACAGACCCUGUGUGUCGGGUCUCUUAGUCUAUUAGUAUAUUUAGCAAAACUUUAAACUGCAGAUGACAAAACUCAACCUCAGGAAGAAAAAAAAAAAAGGACAUCACUUUUGUAAAAACACGUCUAACUGAAGGCCCAUUUCCCUCUCUCUUUGAUACCAUAUAAAUUAUAUCAAAAAUUCUUUUAUAUUUAUUGUGUUUAUUAUUAUAUAUAACAGUGGAUACCUUUUUUCCAGUACCUGUGGCUAAAUAUUUUGAUUCUUUAGAAAAGUGUUGAUAAUAUGUGUGAAGCAACGUAAACGAUCGAGGAAAAAAAAAGAAAUCUAGGGUUAUUUUUUUUUGUUUGUUUGUUGACCACGUUGGAGUGGUACGGGCGUGUUUGUUUAGCCUAACAACGAGAACAUAUCACUCUGGUCUAUGACAAAGAAACCAAUGAUCGAAAAACUGAGCUUUCUUUUGUGUGAUGUCACUGCUAAAACUGAAAUGUUUCUGGACUUUAAAAAAAAUUGUGACCAUUUAGUUUUGUUUUUUGUUUUCUCCCAAGAUGUACGUCACGAAGCUAAAUAUACUAAUAAAACUGUGUGCUAUCUAUCA
Micropterus dolomieu (smallmouth bass) is the source of this 12316-nucleotide messenger RNA. It is a transcript of the gene nol4lb, whose product is annotated as nucleolar protein 4-like b. NCBI's taxonomy places the organism in Eukaryota, Metazoa, Chordata, Actinopteri, Centrarchiformes, Centrarchidae. The record is from RefSeq and is a predicted model, not a curated record. The transcript has 11 exons. The coding region runs from base 1208 to 3592 and encodes 794 amino acids.